This is a messenger RNA of Xylona heveae TC161, 426 nucleotides long. Its product is annotated as DUF1531-domain-containing protein. NCBI's taxonomy places the organism in Eukaryota, Fungi, Ascomycota, Xylonomycetes, Xylonales, Xylonaceae. Bases 1 to 426 code for a protein of 141 amino acids. Gene Ontology annotation, biological process: protein transport. The transcript has a single exon. The record is from RefSeq and is a predicted model, not a curated record.
AUGGCACAAAUCAACGCGUGGGCUAGCAAUCUCCAUCACAAUGUGUCAAGGUCGCUUGCCAAUCUGACCGUCUACGAUUACAUUCGUCUGGUCAUCAUUAUUGGCGGAUAUUGCUUACUUCGCCCAUAUCUUAUUCAGUUGGGAGCCAGGUUCCAAGCAAAAGACCACGAGAGGAAGCUCGACUCCGAAGAGUCGCAUUCGAGUCCUGCAGCCGUAUCGCCAAACUCCUUACGAGGUCAAAUAGGCAUUCCUGAAGACAGCGAGGAAGAGGAUGUUGGCGUUGUCGGUCCGAGCUGGGGGCAGACUGCUAGGCGAAGACAGCGACAGUUGAUUCGCAGAAUCCUGGACGAGGAAGAGCGACGACGCGCUGAAGAAGAUCCGACAGAGUCAGAUAAGGAGAUUGAGCAGUUUCUGAUACCGGAAUGA